Durusdinium trenchii is the source of this 330-nucleotide messenger RNA. NCBI's taxonomy places the organism in Eukaryota, Dinophyceae, Suessiales, Symbiodiniaceae. The record is from the annotation of a GenBank genome assembly.
AUGUCCAGGAUCAGGAAGCUUAGAUCCAGGAGUUUUGAAGCUGUCGGCUUGAUGCGUGACCUCACUGCGGUGAAUCUAGGGAGACUUUACAAGUGUCUUGAGGUGCAGCUCUCAUCCUUGUUAACAUCGACAGUUCGCAUGCACACGUGUCCUUCCUGUCGGCAGGCCACUAGCUUGGGGCUGCGGGUCUCAAGAGGGGUGCAUCAUGUUGGGGUCACCGCUCUCUCAGCACACAACCGUCAACGUGGCUCUCUCAACCCAAUGUCGCUCGCUCAGCUUUUCUUCGAACGCUUGGAGCGAGCUGCAUUUGCUGAGUGUGCAUGCAUUUGA